AUGAGUGAAAAAGUGCUAGUUACCGGAUGCAACGGAUUCGUUGCACUCCAUGUUUUGGACGUUUUGUUGUCCGAAAACUUCCAUGUUGUUGGGACUGUGCGUUCCGAAAGCAAGGGCGCCAGGGUCAAGGAAUCGUUUGCCAGCUUGUAUCCCAAAGGAAAGCUAGAUAUUGAAGUGGUGGAAGACAUUACCAAGGCCGGGAGUUUCGACGCUGUCUUCCAGAAAUAUCCCGAUUUGCAACAUGUCGUGCACAUGGCAGCAAACUUCUCGUUCGGUUCGGACAAGAGCACCGAGGAAACGUAUCUAAUCCCAGCCACCAAGGGUACGACGAACAUUCUGCAAGCCAUACUGGCAUCAGGCAAAAACGUCAAAACUUUUGUGCAGACAUCGUCAUUUGCGUCGAUCAUGAACAUGGAGAAGGCUGGAGACAGUUCGUUCGUGCACACCGAGGCGACCUGGAACCCAAUCACCUGGGACAAGGCCAAGGACAACCAAUACAGCUCGUACAUCGCAUCCAAGAAGCUUGCGGAGGUCGCAGCCUGGGACUUUGUGAAGGAAAACAAGAAGGACGUCAAGUUCACGGUCACCACCGUUUGUCCCCCAUUCAUCUUGGGCCCACAGAUGUUCGACUGGGCUUUGGAGUCUGACUCGUUGAACACGUCUGCUGAGAUUGUCAACAACGCUUUAAAAUCUACUCCUGACUUUAAGGGACCCUUUGACGAGCCCAGCGGUUUGUCUUGUGACGUUCGCGACGUUGCCUCUCUCCACAUGCUACCUCUCCGUAACAAAGAACUAGCUGGCCAAAGACUGUUCCCAGUGAACGGUGUCGGCAAAGAUUCCGAGAACCAAGACGGCAAAUUCAACUUGCAACGCAUACUGAACGUUUUGAACGCAAAGAUCCCAGAGCUCCAAGGAAAGAUUUCGGCCGGCAAUAUCAAGGACAACAAGCCUUACAUGGACAAGCUUUUGAACUACAACUGCGAAUUGACCGCCAAACUUUCAGGUGUUCAGUUCAAGACUUUUGAGCAAACUAUUUGUGACGGAGCCAAGCAAAUCUUGGACUUUCGCGCUGCUCACAAUUAG
Molecule: messenger RNA, 1083 nt
Organism: Lachancea nothofagi CBS 11611
Lineage: Eukaryota; Fungi; Ascomycota; Saccharomycetes; Saccharomycetales; Saccharomycetaceae
Source: the annotation of a GenBank genome assembly